AUGGCUGCGUGGCAGCAGGCUGCAGCAGCAAAGCAAGGCGCACUCGUUGGUCGUCCCGACGACCAAAAUCGAAUGUGGACUCGAAGAAGAGAAAGAGAUGGCCGCCAUGGUGGGAGUAAAUCGUUGGGCGCUGCAGUCGGAGGUCAUAGUGGUCAUACUGGUGCUGCAAUAGAAGGUCACAAAGGUCCUACUGUUAAGGGUAGGUUAAAGGUGCUUUUCUUACCGCUUUUUAUGCCUCUCCUAAGGGAGAAAGGCAUAAAAAGCGGGGUAAGCAAGCACCAAAAACCUACCUCUAAUACUGGUCACAAGGGUGGCGCCUUCGUAUUUCCUGGUCCUCCGUAUCAGGCCGGUCCAAUAGGAGCAGGUCCUCCGCGUGCAGCCAGCGCUUCUGCAGCAGACAACAAUGACAUUUUUGCUAGAGCCUCCG
Molecule: messenger RNA, 427 nt
Organism: Amoebophrya sp. A25
Lineage: Eukaryota; Dinophyceae; Syndiniales; Amoebophryaceae
Source: the annotation of a GenBank genome assembly